UCCGCGUCAAGUUCGUGCAUGAUUUUUUUUUUUUUUUCUUUUCUUUCUUUUUUUUUUUUUCUAACCGAGAAGCCGUCGCAUGCACUCACAAUGAGAGAGAAAGCAACGGAGUUUUUAGCAUGAAGCUUUUCCUCACAUGUCCAGUUUUUGUUGCUCCCCGUUGACGGCUUUUUUGAGUUACUUUAGAUGCUUCUCGACACAUUUCCGUUAUGCGAAGUCCAACUUGUUGGUUAGUCGUCGUGCUGCGGUGGGUGCCCAUCCGAGAUAACGGAGAACUGGUUCUCAGCUGGCGUGGUUACUGCAAUGAAUGGUAACACUAUCCAUCCAGCCAACACCGCCACAACAGCAGGAGGCCCAGGCAUAGCAGCACCCCCAAGAGGCUGGAGGGAGUUCUGUGAGCUGCAUGCCAUCGCCACAGCUCGGCAGCUGGCUGGACACUACCGGAGUUUUGCCAGAGAGCGCCCACAACAUGAUGUGCUCCCACCAGAGACCUUUUCCAAGCAGUUCACAGACCUCUUCCAACAGCACUUCUGCUGCGAAGUUGACAAAGAUGGCACUCCGCUCAACCAUAACACAUGUUCUACUUCUACUGGUAAUGCUUCUUCCACCACCCUGACAGCCCCUCCUAUUCCAUCGCAGACUGUGACAGGUCGAUCACGAAUCACAUCCCUAUCUGGGAUCCAGGACUACCGGGAAGCAGGCCGACAAAGCGGAGGAGCAGCUCUGUUUACUGUGGUGUCACAAAAAGUUGAGCCGGUGGUGGUGAGCCGGGAACAAGAGCAGCCACUGCGAUGCGCAGCAGGAAACUCCUUAUCAGGAACCCCGGUGGUGCUCAGGGGGUCGACUCGAAGCACUGGCAGUGGGUCGCUGCUGAUUCGUAGUCGCAGCAAUGAGGACAUCUCUGGCACUGAGCAUCGCCAGGCAUCUGAACGGUACUCAUCUGACUCCUCAGCCUCCAACCCGGGGCACACCGAAGUCACACACUUCUCUGUCAGCCAGAUCAGGCAGACUGUAAGACGGCUUCUCAAGAAAAGGCCCCUUCCCAGUCCCCCCUCAUCCCAGGACCUGACUCCUAGCAACCCCAACCCAAGCAACAACAACAAUCCUUCAAACAAUGGUGACAGAGUUGGUGGAGUCUCCACCACAACCGAGGAGGUGUCAUCCUCUUCAUCGGCCUCCCACUCUUCCUCUUGCAUGAACUCUGAAACUUCGCCUCCAGCUUCUUCACAUCUAUCUGUGGCUGGAGUGGCCUCUCACAUCCUGGAUCAUUUCCGCUGGUUACGCAGUGGAAGCAUGAGGCAGAGGAGGUCAGAGGUGAGCGGCUGCUGUAAAGAGGGCCAACUGAGGUACUUGCUGGUGGAUGACACUAUCUCAGACUCUCAGCCCCGCUGGCAACGAUGCCGCCUGCUGGUCAGGAGGAUCAGAGACACUCAAGGCGGAGGACGAGGCGGAGGAAGAGGAGGUGGAGAGAGGUACCAGUUGGAGCUCUAUGAUCCUCCAAAGGCCUCCAGUCCCAAACUGACGACUCAUUGCUCAGAUAUUCAAGAAGUCCGUCGAUGCAACCGGCUGGAGAUGCCCGACAACUUUAACACAUUUGUUUUGAAGGUUAAUCGAGGCAGCCUGAUAUUUGAGACGGACAAUGACCAGCAGGUCAGCUCCUGGACCACAGAGCUGAAAGAAUGUAUCAGCAACAGGUCGGGCAGCGUGGAUCUGGAGCCCCUCCCCUCAUCAGCUGACAGCUCUGUUUCAGCCAAUCACAGAGGGAGCUCUGAGUCAGGGAAUCAGACCCCUGUCACCUUCACCCUGCCCGAGCAGGGCAUCCAGAAAACCGAUCACUUCCUGUUCUCCUACCCCUGGUUCCACGGGCCCAUCUCCCGAGUCAAGGCCGCCCACUUGGUUCAGAGCUCCGGACCAGAAGGUCACGGGGUGUUUCUGGUCCGACAGAGUGAAACACGCAGGGGAGACUAUGUCCUCACAUUUAACUAUCAAGGCAAAGCAAAGCACCUGCGUCUGUCUCUAACUGAAUGGGGUCAGUGCAGGGUCCAACACCUGCGCUUCCCCUCCGUUAUGGACAUGCUCAGUCACUUCCGCCUCUUCCCCAUCCCGCUGGAGUGCGGAGCCGCCGGCGCCGUCACGCUGUCCAGCUUCGUAGUGGCCGGAUCCAGCCCUCCUUCACAGGGUCAGCUGUCAGGCGCCCUCCUCGCCCCGUUCUCCCUGCAUCGGUGGAGCUCGGAGCCCAGCUUGGCUCACUGCAGCCUGGCCCGAAGCUCCAGUCAGCCCCCGUCCUCCUGCUCCGCCACCAGCAGCGGCAGCACCUCCACCUCCGCCUCCACCUCUGGUCCCAGGUCCGCCCCCCAGCCAUCCCCCCGCGCCAACCCUCCUCCACCGGAUCCCUCCUCUGUGUCAGCCCCCGCCCCUCUGCGUCGGAGCGAGUCAAUGGGACGCAGGCCCCUGUUCCGCCACCCGAGCACCCACGCUCCCAUCAUCCCUCAGCGCGACUCGGACUAUGAGCUUGAGCCUGAGAGAGGACGCAAGCGGGCGAUAGACAACCAGUACAUGUUGCUUUGACCGCCGUGACCUCAGACAGACAGACAGACAGCAGUCACCUGUGAAGCACACAUCAAACACACACAUCGAACACACACAUCGAACAGCUGAUACUAACGUGAUCAAACACACUUCUGAAACCUUGGAUGAGUGUAUGGUGUUUUCACACAGCACCGAGUCAGAGUGGGUGUGUGUUGACCGAUGUGAGACCACCACCACAGUCCACAGUGAAUGUAUUUCUGGAACAUUGAUGAAUAUCUGUGUUUUACUGAUAGGGAGGUUGUAUGUGUGUGAGAGAGAGGGAGAGCCGUGUGUGUAGCUGUCCUCCAGCCCUGGCAAAAAAAAAAAAAGACAUUUCUAAUUGUGAUCAAUAUGAUCAUCGAGGUGCGCUUGAUUUAACUUCUUUGGCACGUAACCACAUGGGAAAGUUAAAUCCGGUGGUGCUUUGAAAUAUUUAAGAUCACACAUCUAAAAGUGUGGAGCAAACUCCCAACUUUUUAUACAAUAAACAGCACUCUAUUUUAGAGUGUGAACACACUCUAGUGCAUACUCCUUCUCUUGCGCAUUAUUAUGUAUCAAAGUGCACACGCUUUCAGUGCACUUUAGAAACAAUGUGUAUUAUUUUCUAUACACAGAUUCUUUUGUAGAAAAUUAGAAAACCAAAUAAAAAAAGCGAUGAAACCUUGGUUAAAGUCAGUCGGGAAGCUGUUUCCUAGAAAUCGUAGUGUUUUUUUCAUCACCCCAAACCUCCUGAUAAGCGAUUACAGAGAACCACAGAGCAGUUUUCAGAUCAGCGUUCAUCAGCACUGCGUCGCUGCAGCAGUGGGAACAGGUGGCUGUGUGCACUGUGUGUCAGAGUGUGUGUGCACGUCUUUUUUUUCUUUUUUCUUUUUUUUUUUUUUUGAUGAGUGAAUAUGUGCGUCAAUGUGUUCACUAUCUUCACCUCUGUCUGUCCUGUUCCUCAGUGCUUGGUUUUUGUAAAGUUACCAGAGUCUCUUUGUCCAAAACAUGAACUGUGGAAGUACAGCACAGUUUAUAUUCAGAACCAAAAACACUGGUGAUGCAAGGGAAGGGUGUUAAAUUAUUUAAUUGUAAGAAUUCUACUCAGAUUGAGUUUUUUGGGGGGGCAUAAAAAGAGUUUAGUGUCACCAAAGCAGAAAAAAGACCCAAUGGAAAACAACAGGACAAAUGUCAUUUAAUGUCACAGUAAAGACCAACACAGUCAGACCUGCAUCGGUCUUAAAAGUGACUCAAAUCUGAAACAGAAAUAGGGUUUAAGAUCAGGGGUGUCAGGGGCCACAUACAGCCCACUUUGAUCUGAAGUGGGCCGGACCGGUAAAAUAACAGAAUAAACACCUAUAAAUAAUACAACUCCAAAUAUUUCACUUUAUUGUAGUGCAAAACAUUUAAAUUACAUUAUGAACAUGUUGAUUAUGAACUGUCCUUUCACAAAAUAAAGACCUGAACUACCAUAACCAACCUGCAAUUUCAGAACAUUAUUAUGCCUCACCUUAGUUUUUACACAUUAGAGACACAAAACAUGUAGUAACAGGCAUAACAUUGUUAAAAAUGCACUUACUUUUCUUAAGAAAUCAGGUUGUUCAUACGUUAUUUGCAUUUUCUGUGAAAGUAUAGUUUGUAAAUGUCAACAUUUUUAUAAUGUGAUGUUAUUCAACCUUAAAACAGAUACAAAUUUGGAGUUGUCAUUACGUCUAGGUUUCUAUGCUAUUACUUCACUGGUCCGACCUGCUGGAGUUUCACAUCCUCGACUGUUAAUAUCUUUAGUGUCAAUUUUGCACUUUGUAAAUUCCUCCUUUGGGCCAGUUUUGGACCUGUGGUGGUGACACAGUGCAGGUCCAGAGUCACACAAGUGCCUCUGUAGAUACAAAGAAGAACAGAUAGACAUAUUUUCUUACGACUACAGAUCAAAAAGAAUCUCCACUGUGGCGUCACAUCUUCAGCUCUACUUCUUACACUCAUAGCAUUAACUAUUUUUCUUCAGAAUAUUUUCUCCACAGUAACCAAAAAUAGCUUAGAUCGUUUUUAGAAAUAAUGAAAAUGAAAUACAGUCGGUAGGUGUUUGAGCAGGAUUUUGAGGUGCCUUCACAAACGCUCGAUUUAAAGCUGCACUGUGACAGGUCAAAGGUCACUCAGGUGAGACUCUCCGCUGCCUCAUCCGAUGAAACCCGGUCCUUCCACCUCCCGUCUGUGGAACGACCAGGUUUCUCAUCCCUCUAGCGAAUCGGAAGAACUGAAUCCGUUGAAGAGAUCUACCGCGUUUGCGUUCCGUCUACGAAGCAGAAAAUUCCGCAAACUCACGUCAUUUUCACACACACACACCCUAAUCUCAUUUAUCCAAAGAUAAAAUGUAUCAAGUCUGUAUUUUAUUUUAGUAACUGAGCCUUCAUAUUUCAUAUCCUGCAGCUGCGGACUUGUCUGAUUGUUUUCUAACUUUGCUUUAACACUAACUUUAGCAGCUGAUAAAGAUUUACCUUCAGUAAACCUUAGCUUCAUGUAUCGAUUAGACCAGAUUCAGUCUUGCUGUUUCCGUUUUCUUUCUUUCUUUCUUUCUUUCUUUUUUUUAAAUUUUUAUUAGAGUGAAAUUCUCGUUGGUGUGUUCAGGAACAUGACCAGAGUCAGUGGGCUGUGAUUCUUCUCUCAGUAGGUCAGCUUUGUCGACCAAAGGAACAAUGGUUGUGUAAGUUCUCUUUAAUGUAUGAUCACCAUCAAACUGACAUCUUUGAAGUGUCUAUAAGGGGAACAAAAACAAGGACGUUUUUGGCAAAAGUACGGUUGGUCUUCCUGCCUUUAUGUACCCGAGUCUAAACAAAUCCCAGACCCUCGUCACCUCCUCCUCCUCCUCUUGUUCCUCCUCCUCUUUUUCACUUCUCCUGAGGGAAAGCAACGGUAACAGUAACUAUUUUGACUAUCAGUCCCCUCUCUUUGCUGAUUCUUAGUUGUUUUUUUUUUUACUCUAGGGAGAAUGACUGUGCCUUUGCCAGAAAGCUGCUGUUGCUUUUCCCCGUUUUCCAAAAACUCAGGGUGUGAUGUUGUGCAGAACUUGUGUAGUGCAAUAUCUGACAGAUGCUCAGUGCUUCACACCUUUAUGUACGAAGGAAGGCUUCUUCUUCUUCUUCUUCUUCUUCUAGAUGGAUGAAAUAGUGUAAGAAUCCCAUGUUUGCACCUGCUCAAAGGCUUAAAAAAGUAUGAUUUUCCAGAAAAACUCAACGCAUUGUUGAAAUAACCCAGGGCUUUAACACCGCUUUAAGGCUGCUUCUGUCACAUGGUUAGUUUAUUUUCUUCAGCUUUGUCUCCACAAUCGAGUUAAUGCCAGAUAAACACCCCACCCCCCACCCCCACCCCCUCCCCCUCCACCCACCAUGUACCUCAGGUGACUUUAUGAAGGUAUCCUGUCAUUGAUAACAUACACUCCAGCCGCAGCUUUUAGUCUCCCCAUGUUUAUUUUAGAGAAUAAAAAUGUCCAGUUGAUGAAUGUAAUGUGUUCUCAAUACUGUUGGUUCUGUUUAACUUAGCACUGUAAACAUUCCAGUUCAACAUCCCUUCAACAGCCAAUGAAAAACCACAUCAGCGCUUUGAAACCUGUCAUUGUGUCGGCAUCCCUUUCAGUUAUAAGCAUUCUAAAUUAUAUUAAAUAUAUAUCAACUGUAUAUUUGACUUUUUGUAAAAUAAACCUAACCAAGAAACACUG
Molecule: messenger RNA, 6256 nt
Organism: Sphaeramia orbicularis (orbiculate cardinalfish)
Lineage: Eukaryota; Metazoa; Chordata; Actinopteri; Kurtiformes; Apogonidae
Gene: sh2b3
Product: SH2B adaptor protein 3
Exons: 8
Coding region: 304-2568 (754 amino acids)
Biological process (GO): intracellular signal transduction
Cellular component (GO): plasma membrane
Molecular function (GO): transmembrane receptor protein tyrosine kinase adaptor activity
Source: RefSeq, a predicted model, not a curated record